Perkinsus marinus ATCC 50983 is the source of this 300-nucleotide messenger RNA. RefSeq names its product ATP-dependent RNA helicase, putative. The annotation marks the transcript as partial. Lineage: Eukaryota; Perkinsozoa; Perkinsida; Perkinsidae. The transcript is spliced from 3 exons. The record is from RefSeq and is a predicted model, not a curated record.
AUGAAGUCAGCGGAAAACGUCCGGGCGCAGUUGAAGCGGCUGACGGACAGAGUCGGGUUGAAGGCCUUGAGCUUGGCUAGAAACCAUCCGGAUUUCACGAAUAAUAUCAGAAAGUGUAUCCUCUCUGGUUUUUUCAUGCAAGUGGCUCAUCUGCAGAAGGCUGGGGUUUACCUUACUACUCGAGAGCAUCAAGUUGUGAUGUUGCAUCCGUCUACCGUUAUUCAGCAUAAACCGGAGUGGGUACUCUACCAUGAGUUGGUCUUGACCGCCAAGAAUUAUAUAAGAACUGUUAUGACGGUA